Molecule: messenger RNA, 877 nt
Organism: Saccoglossus kowalevskii
Lineage: Eukaryota; Metazoa; Hemichordata; Enteropneusta; Harrimaniidae
Product: neuronal pentraxin-1-like
Source: RefSeq, a predicted model, not a curated record
AUGGCGUAUUGCAUGAAUUACAUUGCUUUGCUGACACUAGUGUAUCUAGUGAUUACGGCACAACUUGGCAGAAGUACGACAGAUUGUGAAGACGAGGAACCGUGUAGCAAUUCUCCCUGUCAAAAUAAUGGCGUUUGUACAGAGCAUGGGGACAUCUAUCGUUGUGACUGUGAAAUAGGUUACGGAGGACACGACUGUGAAACAGAUUAUCUAACACAGGCGCUUGUGUUCAAUGGGAAAUCAUCUAUCAAGUACCCACUGCCACUGCCAGAGUUGAACAACGAAUUCACGUUGUGUCUAUGGCUGAAAAGCAACAGCGCGUCCACUGACACACCCGGUGAAGUGAUUUUUAGUUACAGCCGCACGGACGGCGCCCCAUCAAACACGGAAUCUGCAGGUCUGAUUUUACACGUCCAUAAUGUGUAUUAUAUUAAAUUCCUUGGCCUUCCUGCUGGAUAUCCAAAUUUAGACUACAUUCCUACCGAUGGGAAAUGGCAUCACGUGUGCUUGACGUGGAACUCGGAACUGAACGGACGUUUCAUCUUGUAUGUGGACGGCGACGAACAUAUUUUAGGUAACAGUGGGAAACUGCGUGUCCUCGGCGGGGGUGAAGUAUAUCUUGGAUACCUGCCUGAGGGCGCGCUACACCAAGCUUUUCCGGCGUCAUCAAUGUUUGUUGGCGAGCUGACGAUGGUGAAUAUGUGGGAUAAAACACUAACCAAAAGUGAAAUCGAAAACAUGAAGUGUAAUAGGGAGGAAGGCAACCUUGUAGCAUGGUCUUCGUUCUUUGGCAAUGGCGUUGAAUCGAGUAAUAUACAAAAGAAAAUGACAAACGUGUGUGAUGCAGACUGAUGGCAUUAUGGGCAGCGACCAAACG